Messenger RNA from Toxoplasma gondii ME49, 11506 nucleotides. Its product is annotated as Sec7 domain-containing protein. Gene Ontology annotation, molecular function: guanyl-nucleotide exchange factor activity. Gene Ontology annotation, biological process: regulation of ARF protein signal transduction. Lineage: Eukaryota; Apicomplexa; Conoidasida; Eucoccidiorida; Sarcocystidae. The coding region runs from base 1692 to 10739 and encodes 3015 amino acids. The transcript is spliced from 6 exons. The record is from RefSeq and is a predicted model, not a curated record.
CUUUCGGAUUCUUUGGCAACAAGGAAGUGAUCUAGGCGCGUUGGAAGUCACGAAAUGUCGUUCUGCCUUUGUGUCUUUCCCCGCCUCUGCUGCUGCCAAAAGGUGAGCCAGAGAACGGAUGGCGGAGCCUUGUGCCAUGUCGGGUGUGAACGACUCCUGCGACGUCCCAGUUAAAGGCAUACUGCUCCGGAUGAUUCUCUGCUCGUCUCCCUUUUCCACUUUAUUGUUGUCCGUCCACUUAAUGCAUCUUCCUGCUUCAUAUUUCUACCGUCCUUGCCCGCGGGACUCCGCGCUCGCGACUCGGGCUGCUGCUGCUGCUGAAACUGGUCUGCUGCUGCGAAGACAAGCUCCAUCGCUGAUCGAGAAAAAGCACGCAGCAGCUCUUCCCCCUCUCCAUGCCGUUGACAGCGCAAGGGAACAGCAAGACAGAAGAAGCUGUUCGGGCAGGUUCUGCGUUGCUCACUGCGUGCUUCUUUCCCUCGUCUCCACGAUUUCCAUCGAUUUCUCCGCGAUUCCGUUUUUGCUUCUGUGGAAGGGGACAGAAAUUCGCCAAGUUUUGAGUGCGGAAAAGGCGCAACUGGACAGAGGGGGCGCGCCUCCUGUGCGAUAUUUCGAAGAAAAGCGGCAGGCAACUCGCCAAGAAAAUAACAAAUUCUUAAACCCGAACUCUCGAAGAGACAAAGUGGUACAAUUCACGAACGUGUGGACAUUUUGCCUCACGAAAGCGCGGCUUCGGGGUGUCUGUACAGCCUUCUCCGGAGCGCGACAAUCGGGAGAUGGGUCGUUGUGCUGUACAGCUUGACCAAAUUUGGGUCAUUUACCGCGGCAAAAGAGGCGGCUGAAACGUUCGUUUUCCAUGCUACCCUGUGAGAGACUCUGGAGGAAAAACGUCGAAAGCGUUGCGUCGGUCUCUUUUGCCGGGAUUCCCCCAGACCUCGUAAGCAUUUUGUUUUUGGUGGUAUGGGCAGCUUCCAGGGCCAGGAACGGCCGUGCCGACGGUCUGGAAAACGAUUUUUGUUGGACUCGUACCUGUUUCGAAGCGGUUGAAUGUAGGUUGGAUGUGAUUUAUUUCUAUUUCUCUCCAUGGUGUCAAUGCCCGGUCGUUACGGGCCCCGCGUCCGGUCCUGUCGAUGUGGGCGCAUCCUUUGAGGGAAGUCGAUGUGCAGUGCCGUCAAAUUUGUCGGUCUUCCUCCCCCGUGGACGCACAUAUUCCAGUGCAGUGUAUUGCUUUCAGGCUGAUGUGGAUAUACUUCGGGCGGUCCGGACGCAGCGCUCUGAAAUUCGUCUGCAAGCCAUGUAGCUCCCGUCCCUCUCUUGAUCCAGAGAUCAUGGCGCACCUUUGUUCUACUGGGGGUCCGCCGAGAGAGACAACGUUGUAAAUCAGUAGGAUAACGAAAGGUUAAGCGAGCAGUGCGAAGUCGCCACGGGUCGGAACAACGAAUGUGGCGUGAGAGCGUGGUCAUCCCCGAAUCUGAGGAAUCCGUCUGACGGCAUCCGUCAUUGAGCACCCAAAGUCUUUCUUUCCGUACUUCUAGUUCUCCAUCGUCUUUCCCUCAUCUUUUGUUCUUGUCUGAGUAAUCCUCAUUUGUUGUGCUUGCUCUCGAUUCCGUUUCGGAUUCAACCUCCCAGAGGUCCUCGUCGACAGGGGUUUGACAAGUCUCCCGUCCGUCCUGUUUCUGCGUCUGAAGAGGAUGGCGCCGUCAGCAGUUCGACUUCAGGGCCGUCGGCGGUCUCGUCGGUCACCUCAGUAUGCGUCUCGUGCUUCGCCACGCAGUCAGGCUCGAGAUUCUCCUCCCCUUCCAGAGAAAGCUCCGUCCACCUCUCCCGCCCCGACGGCUCAAGGGUCUCGUGACUUUCACGGCGCGUCCUCUUCCCCGUCCGAUUCUUCCUCAGGAAGCAGCGCCCAUCCAGCAGGACAGAGACAGAGUGGUGAAAGGGAGAUGGUAUUCCGGCAAGCGGAAGAGGCUGGAGAAGCGUCUGAUUCGCAUGUUGCUUCUUCCGGCGAGUCGAGGUCGCGCGCCCUGCGCGAUGUGGCGGCUACCAAGAGAUGCGACACAGGCGGGAGCUUCGACGACAGCAUGCCUGAGGAUGCCUGCGAUUCGACGCCUUUGUCUGAUCCAAAGGACGGCGGGAGUUUGAGCGAGCGUGCGGAAGCGCCAGGCCAGCGCCGAGGGGGAGAAAGGCCCGGGAGGCGACGAUCCACUCUCGCUAGACAAGCCCGUGACGGAGACAAGAACGAGCCCAAAGAGAUUGGGGACUGUGGAGGUUUCGGUAGUGCAAGCGGUCGCGACUCCGACUCUCAGGGGGAAUCUGGCAAAGGACUCCCUCGACAAACAGAGCCGACAGGUCUCCCUCAUCCAUGGCGGGAUGGGAGAGAUCCAGGAAGUGGAGAGUGCGACUCCGUGCGUCUCCAUCGAGACAAGAGGAGAGAGGGGGGCAGCAACCUCCGGAAUCGUUCCGACUCGGGUGCUGUCGAUGGAGACAAAGGCGGAGCGACUUCAAGACCGUCUGUAACCUCAACGCUUCCUGAUCGACGACGCAUGUCAGCGUCUCCGGCGCUCGCUUCCUUGUCUGCUGCUUUUGCGCUCGCUUCCUACGUCGAAACUGUGACGCCUCGGCGUCCUCCGACGUUUUUCCCCGAUCGCGGUGUCUCUACGCGUGGCCAAACCCGCCAGUCCCGUCCCUCGCAUCCACUGUCGCCUCGUCGUCCUUCAGCUUCUCCCCUCGCUGAUCUAGAGUUUCCUUCCGCUAGGGCGUCGCCGCGCCGGGAUUCAUGGUGUGGUGCCAACUCAAGUUUAAACGACGAGGAAGCGGAAGUCAGAGGACAGGCGCUUUGCCCUGAGUCUCGUCGGUGGGGUGAAUCCUCUGCAAGCGCUCAGAGAAGGGCCGAGUCGACUCCGCCGGCUCUGGAGAAGGGCAGGAAUGCCCCAGGAGAUCUGUCAAACAGCCCAGUGCGAGAUCUGAUCGAGUCUUUUCCUUGCUUAUCAAUCGCCGUGGAUCGCGUCUCCGCCAACUCGACUUCGCCUUGCAACAACAGUGGGGCCGCUCCAGGUCUCGUCGGCCUCCACGCCGAUCCAAACCCAGAGGAGGCCCUUCGCUGCGCCCAUGGCGCCUCGUCUCGGCACCCCGCUGGGAAUCGGCGAGAGCAUGGCGAGAACGAUGAGGCUGGAGAGACGAGGGGGACGCGCGACGAGUGGGGAGAGGUUGGCAGUCGAGGGAGUUCUGGGCGUACGCCUCAGCAGGACGUUGGACGCACGAGGAGCAGAAGGCCGUCCGCUUCAGAGAAGCCUCGACCAAGAGACGAACGAGCAAGAAGCAGGGAAGGCAGCGGCUACCGCUCGCGGCGAACGAGCGGCGGCGUCCGUCAAACUUUGUCUCGCCACGCGGCAGGUGUACCUCCUUGUCCUUCAGGAGACGUUGUUGCGCGCAGUCGGCGUCGACGAGGAGAGAAACGCGGCCAGGGAGACUGCCACAGUGUCUGCAGCACCUCGUCGCGUCUGUCCUCUUUCUCGGCUUCUCCGGAAGAUUCUGGCCGCGGCUCUGUGCCGCCUUCUCGCCGAUCGUCUCGAGCGAGUGUCCACCACGUUUGUGGGCGCCCUCGGGAAGCUCGCAGAACCAGUUUCCGCGGAGACGAGGAGCGGGGCUGGAGCUCUCUCAGCCGUCACCGUUCGCUUCUUGAGUCAUCGGGACCGGAGGGCUUCUCCUCUGACGACGAAGACAGUCUUUUUCCGUACUGUGCAGAGGGCAUCGAGCAUGCUGUCUUCCCUACCGCCGAUCCUGCUCUCCUGGGGGCACUGCCGUCGCUCUUCUCGCCGUCAAAGCCCGGCGCUGAAGGCUUUGUGUCCUCGUAUGACGUAGAGGAGGGACCAGAGCAGGGUCGAGGCUGCGAAGGCGAUGGCAAGCAGGUGGGGAGUUUUGGUGACCCUCUGGGCUGGAGGCUCGCUCCGCGGUCGCCUGCUCCAAGUUCGGUGGGAAGCAGGUUCAGCGGAGGGAGGCAUGAACCUGAAAGGCGACGGUCUGGUCGCGAACUGGCUUCGCAUGCAGGUGUCCCGAGGCCUGGGGCGUCGUGGAGAGACCCUGGCCCUUCGCCCUCUGCGGAGACACGCCGGUGGACCGCAGGCGCGUUUCCUGGUGUGGGGAAACACAGUGCGCUUCACCGCUUCGUGCUCAAGAGGGGGCGUCUCGCGGGAAGGAACGAAGAGGAUGACGGAUACUUUUCGCACUUUGCGAUGACGGAAAAACUGAGACAGGAAGCGCAGCUACGCGCCUGUCUAGACAAGGCCGUUCUCCUCUUCAACCAACACGGCCUCGAGCCUGCAGUCGCCGUCCUUGAAGACCAAGGAAUCCUCCAAAAAAACGACCCAGAAGCAGUCGCCCUCUUCCUUUACGAAACCCCAGGACUCGACAAACGAAAGGUUGGUCUGUUGCUGGGCGACGCGUCGCCUUUCAACAUUUCUAUUCUUCGGGCGUUCUCGUCGCUGUUUGAUGUCCGGGGUGUGAGCAUCGAUUUGGCCAUGCGGUCGAUUUUCAGUCGCUUCAUUCCGCCGGGUGAGUCGCAGCAGCUGUACAGAGUCUUGUUCGUCUUCGCCGAGGUGUAUGUCCAGCAGAACCCGGAGCAGAACAUGGACGCGGAGACCGCGCAUUUUCUCGCGUACGCGAUUCUGCUUCUCCAUACCGAUCGCCACAACCGAAACGUGAAGAGGAAAAUCACCAAGGACGACUGGCGGCGAAUGACUCUGGGGAGAGACGGCGCGACGAAUGGCCUCGACAUGAAGACUCUCGAUGCGAUCUACGACCGAGUCGUUGCAGAACAGUUCAAGUUGCACAUGUCCGACGCAGACAAGGUGUAUCUCCGCCUCAGCCGCGACCCCCGAGUGCUUCGAUAUGCUGCGGGGCGCGAGUCUUCGCUUUUUCGCGCCUCAGGUCCGCUAGAGAGCCAGCAUUGUCGCCCAAAAACGGGGACGAGUCUGGACACUGGUACACAGCUUCCUCGCCGUCGGAAUGACACUCGCAUGCGGUCUCAGACUCUCUCUUCUCGCGCGCGCUCCACGGGGUCUCGCGAGUCCCCGACGCGUCAUGAUUCGCUUGCUGUCGAGAGUCAGGAAGGCAGGUGGCGGUCGCCAGAUCCCCGCGCGUCGCAGGUUGCUCCUUUCUCUCGGUCGUCGCCUCUACUGACCGACAGGCGAAAAGCGUCGCGAUCUCCUCAUCGAGCGUCUAGAGAACCGCAUCUCCAGUCUGCGACCCCUUCGGGGGGACAGGAAGCGCAUGGGGACCCCACCUGUGAAGGCAAGGACAGUCGAGCAUCAGAAGCCGCAGAGGGGAGAAGAGGAGAAGACCAGCGAGAGGCGUUCUGGGAACAAACAGCAGAACGUCUAGAUGCAGGACCCACUUUUCGGCGUGAUAUGUCAUCGGGAAAGACCGGCAAAGAGGUGGAAGGCCACAGUUUGUGUGACCAACGAAGCUCGGAUGCAUGCGCACUUCGAGCUGUCGACGGCUGCUCCGGUGAAGGAGUCGAGAUGCCCAGUCAACGAGGCCAGAAGGCAAGAAGAGGGGAGGGGAGGUUCGUUUGGGCGACGACUCCGAGAGACGAGGGGAACUCUGCGCUGUCCCCGGCGCAUGGACAAGAUCACCUGGGUGUUCAGUCCUCAGACUCGCCAUCCGCCUCUCCCUCCACUUGCCAGACGUCUAGACCUGCCGAUCCUUCUUCUCUCCCAGUUACUGCGGGUACUGUCUCGGCUUCUGCACAGGCGCAGAUCCCCAUCUUGUCGUCGAACUCAUCGCCCUCGUCGUCUCCAUCUCCGGGGUCUCCGGACGUGGACGCCGCCGAGAGUGCGUCCUCGAAAUCGCCUCUUGAAGGAACCGUGCGAACGUCUCAGAGUCUCCCUCCGUCGUCGCCGGCGCCCGUUGUCGCCCGGGAUGGAGUGCAUGCACAUGCCUCUCAUGCAAACCCUCCCGCGGUUCCAGUUUCUUCCUCUCCUCCGACAGCUACGUUCUCGAGUCGGUCGGUGGACAUUUGCUCCACGCAAUCGCUGGGGUCCGCGCCGGCCGCGGACCUCCGCGUGGGCUCGAAGUCCGUGGAAAUGAUGCCCCAGCUCAGUGAGGGCGACCGUCGCGUCUCACGCCAGGCGCAGGUUCUGCCGCUGGAGAGAGCCCGGUCGCCGUUUGUGUCUUCCGGAUCCACCGCCUCACGCGGGUCCCUCACGCGCAUGUCGAGCGAGCUCCACGGAGCGGUUGGACCACCGGAGUCCUUGAGGGUCGCGACCUCCUCUGGCAUGACUUUGGGGAGCCAGACGUCCGUGAUGCUUCGGCAACGAGGCUCUCGAGUGCAGCCUGGCGGCGCGACGUACGCGGACCAGGCCUCGGUUUUCACCCGGGGUGUGUCGCUCCGGGCGUCUUCGGAGAUGUCGCGGCUUUCGACCGGCCUGGGUCCCUCGCAGAGUCUGCCAACCUUUGGGUCUUUCUCUGCGACGCCGCGGAGCUCCAGCAAUGUCCUCUCGCCGUCUCCCUACUCGUCGUCGUUCGACGCCCUCGAGCGCGGGACGGUCUUUCUCAAGCUGUGCCGCAACGGGAAGAUGAAGCCGCGGCUCCUGUCGAUCGACCGCGAGCGCAUGCUGCUCUGCUGGCAGGAUCCGAAGCGGGGCGAGAGUGGGCAGAAGCGGGGACGGCGCGGCCCGCGGUGUCUGCCUUUGGACGAGCUCCUGGACAUCACGCUCGGGUGCGCGCCAAGUCGCGAUGCGAAGACUUCUGAACUCUCUGAAGAAAUGGAACUGCGCUGCUUCUCCCUGCACUUUGUUACGCGGUCUCUCGACCUUCUCGCUCCCGUCGAAGGCGCCCUCCUCUGUCCUUUCACCUCGUCCUCGCCCCCGGUCUCCGCGUCCAGGCGACGCGGCCUGGGGGGACAGGCCGGGUGGGCCUCAGCAUCUGCAUCCCUCGCCCUCUGGCUCCAGUUCUUCCACGCAAAGGUCUCCGAGCAGCAGCAGCUCCGCGAGCUCCUUCUCCAGCAGCAGCAUGCACUCGCACAAAGUGAAGAGGUUGCGGCCCUCCGGAGAAAGCGCCGGGAAGAAGAAGCCGCGCAGAAACUCGAGCUCUGGCGAACGCUCAUUCUCCCGCACUGGGACAAGUGCUGGACGUGUGGGGCGAUUCCCCAGGCCCCCGCCGGCGACGCGCCCUUCUCCAUGCCUGGGGCGCCUUCCAGGAUCGGCUCCUGGAGGCGCUUUCCCUCGAUGUUGCGCGGAGAUUCCGCCCUGCCCGAUCACUUUGGCCCCAGUCGCUUUCCGUCCACCUCGCGCACCGACUUCGACCAGAGUGUGUGGGGAAAACGGGACAAGACACUCAGGUCCAAAGUCACCUGGGGAACCGCCGAUGCGCGCCCAAGCGACAACCCACGAACCAGAGACCGCCUCGCCUCCAGCUUGGCCGCCUGGGGCGCCACGGCUCGCCUGUCGACCGGGCCUUUCAUCGCCGCAGUCAGGGCAUGGUGGGGCCUCAGCGGUCCUGCAGCAGAGGCGCCAGCAGAGGCGCAGGAGCCCGCUGGCGCGGCAGGUAACGGCGAGUGGGAAACAAGCAAACAGACUGGGAAGGGCGUUGCUUGCGGCGGUGAGAGCUUCUGCGUCGACGGCGGAGGGCCGCCGGCGCUUUUCGCCUGCGAAACCGGGAGCGGAGGCGAGAAGGAUGAAGGCUCGACGCUCCCGCCCCACUCUGAGGACGCACCCACUCGCGUGCUAGCGGACCUGCCAGACGCCAGAGGGCCUUCGUCCCAGGACUCACUCUGGUCACACAGAGACGUCGUCGACGGCGACCGAGGCAGGCCGACGUCAGGGAGUCCUGCACACGGUGCGAGUCUCGGCCACAAGUCCUUCUCGCUGCGGUAUUUCGUCUCGUCUAGGCGCUCGGAACGGAUGCAGUCGCGGGUCUCCAUGCGCUCACCCAGUGGGCUGAGAAGUUCGGAGCUCCAUGGCUUCAAACCAGAAGAACGUUUGGGCGCGGCGGGUGCGGCCGACAAGCUCGGCUUCGAGAAUGGGAGGCCGUCGGAAGAAGAUGGCAAGAACAAAUUGGUGCUGCGAAGCCACAAGUCCUUUGCUUCAUUUGGUGGCUUCGCCUGGCUCUUUGCGGGCAACGGAUCCAGAGCCGUCGGCGGCGCGUCUUCUACAGAGGAGCCUCGCCCAGGUGUUCGGUCUUACGCGGAGUCUUGCAGCUCAAACCGAUCGUCCGCGGCGUUUACAGGCAGCGCCUCUUUCCCUCAGGGCGACGGCAGGCCGCAUGCGUGCAGCGACCCAAGUGUGCAGCAGUUCGCUGGGGUUGACGCCACGCUCCAGAAAACGGCGCGGAUUCAGCGCGAAAGCGGAAGCCCCACCGUCGGGGAUGGCCCAGAAUGGACUCCUCGGGGGCUCGUUGGAGCUCUCUCGCGAUUCCUCACGUCAGGCGGGAAGAGCCGAGUGGAGACAGGUUCGGUGAGUUCGGGGACAGAACCGCGGUACAGCUUCAGUCCAGGACGCGCGACUGGGGACGACCCCGGAGAGGGGGGUAAGCGUCGGAGCGGCAAGGAGGAAGGCCGGCGGUCUCUGGGGACCCAGGGGAUCUCGGGGAACUCUGUGCGGUCGAUGACCAUGAUGCAAACGCUGCCGAAGUCGACGACUCUCUCAGGUUUUUCAUCGACGUCUCUGUCGUGGGCCCCGAGCCAGAGGGACUUCCGAGCCUGGGGCGAGGAGCCCCCGCGCAGCCGGCGCUUCUGGCGCCUCUGGUUUCCCCAGUUCUUCGGCGCCCGGUUCUCGCUGGACCGUGGUCGCAGACUGGAGACGGCUGUCUCCACGAUCCUCGUCAACCUCUGGCUCCAGGGGUUGCCGGGCGAGCUCCGCGGGACGCUGUGGGGUCUGGCGAUCGGGAACGAGCAACGCGUAUCUGAGGGCCUUCUGUCCUCGCUUCUCUUUCUCGCGCUGCAGCGUAGGCACCUCGUCCAAAAGUCUCAGGACGCGCGAAGCCGCAACCGGUCCUGUCGCUCCUCCGCCUCGCCUGCCGACGGACUCCAUCCCCGGUGCAGCCGCGGCAGCGACCGACAAAAAGGUCCACAUGGAGGCAGAGACAAAGCAGCUGGUAUGGUGCGCGGGGACCCCGUGGGGCGAGUCGACGGCUCGGAGUCGCGAAUGAGACGAGAAGAGCCAGAGCGCGAAGAGAAGACUCUUGCGAAAGGACAUUCGAAAGCCGAGGCGAUCCAGACGCCUUCGACGCAUCCUGCUGUGGCGCAAACGCUGCCACCAGCGGCGCAGAUCGAGACGACACUUGGUGCAUGCGGCUCAGAGAGUUCGCGAGGCGAGGCGAAUCGCGGAGAGGCUGGAGCCUCGUGUCUGAAGGCCUCGACGUCCCUGGGUCUGCCGUACCCCUGCGCCGGUCUCUGGUACCUCGUGGACAAGAAGGUGGGUUGUGGCCAGGAGCUGCUGAUUUCCUGCAUCUUCGAAGCCCCACAGAAUGUCCAGGACGAGGACGAAGGCGGCAAGGCGUCAGACCGUGCUCGAGAUGGCGGGCGCGAGAGGAAGACGAGACAGGCCGCCGGGGAAAAACGAGCCACAGGGCUCCAGGAAGACAGUUCUUCGAUGACAGAAGAGGCUGUAGCUGUGAGCGUUUGUUUCCGGCCCUCGCCGAGUGCAGAGACGGUCGCGCGAAUCAGAUCUGUUCACACCUCUGUCGGCUGUGGAGAGAAGAAAGAAGCAGGCCCCGACCCCGCCAGCGGUAGAGGGGGGGGGACUGCGUGCACCGAGCGGGAAGGCAACGUUGCCAGCGCAGGAUUGAAGGCUGAGGCGCAGAGUGAUUCAAGGAACGCAUGCACAGAUCCGCGAGAGGGAAAAGCCGAAAAACAGAAGGAAGGAGCUGCGACAGAGGGUGAAGCCAAGCAGAGCGAGAAGAAAGAGAUACCGCACAGUGAGGGAGACAGACGAGAACGCGAGGAAGCAGGCGAACCCCACACAGCGCAUCGAGAUACACAGAACCACCGGCGACGCUGUCAUGGCCAGCUGGUGCAUGCUUGUCACAGCAGUCGACUCUCGACUAUGGCUUCUCUGGGGCGAUCGGAAGCAAAUGGAGACAUGACGAUCGGCGAAGGAGUCCGGCGACUUCUCCAGGCUUACGAACUCUAUCGACCGGACAUCGGCGCUGUGAGAGGCAUGGACGGCCUGGCUUCGGUGCUGCUUUGUUUCAUGUCUCUGCCCGCGGCCUUUGUUGCCUUCGUUAAUCUCCUGCCGAGUUUUCAUUUGCUGGAUUUCUACGCCCCAGCUGUGCAAGCGAGUCGUCGUCUGCUCUCAGUGAAAUUCGACUUCUUUGAGGCCAUGCUGCGGACUCGCGUCCCGCCGCUUUACCGCCAUUUCAAGGGCCUCCGCAUACACCCGAACCUCUAUCUUCUUCAGUGGCUUGAGACGCUGUUCGCCAUCGUCUUGCCUUUUCAGACGCUCUGCAAAACCUGGGAUGCGAUCCUUCUCUUAGGCGAGGGUUUCACAUUCCAAGUCGCUCUCGGACUGCUGAAGUACUACGAAGGGGAACUUCUUGCCAACUCGUUUCAGGGAUGCAUGGUCAUUCUAAGUCGCACGGCGCGUCCGGAUGACGACGACACAGGCGCAUUCAACUCUCAGCGUUUCUUUCAGUGCGUCGAUCUCUGCCCGGUGGACCGGCAACAGUACAGCCAGCUGCUGGCAAACCAAAGAGCAGCAGAGGAGAAGACCGACCUUCUCAGUGCUUCAACACGCACGACGUAACCUCCCUCUGACGGCUGACGCCUCGACUUCUUCCACGACUUCGUCGCGCUCUCAGCCGAGCCUCCGCGAACAUAUCAGUGCGAGUAGCAGCACGGCCGCGGCCCUUUUUGCGCAGGUGCAUGCAUGCUGAUACAUACAUAAAUAUAUAUAUAUAUAUAUACAUAUAUAUAUAUAUAUAUGUGUGUAUGAAUGUGCUUGUGUUCAUUUAUGGAGAGUGUAUGGAAGUAUGCAGCGAAGAGGAAAGUCACCUCUUUUUGUGGAUGUGGUUUUGGUUUUUCGGCCUCGGUAUUUUUGGUGCCGGGGAAAUCCUCGGCCACAGUGUACACUGGCGUUUGCAUUCAGAGAAAUGCGGGAAGGGGGGUCUGUCGAGCAGCACUCUCCCAUCAUGUCUGCGCCAGUUGUGGAAGGCUUUGUCUGCUCGACAGAAGAGUCCUAGGCCGCCGGACUUUGCUGCAGGAGAGGACGUUGUUGCAGCUAGAUUUUGUGCGUCGAAUUCUCAUUCUCUGAGCAAUUCAAAGCGCGAAGGAGUCUCUUGGGUGAAGCGGAGAGGGUCUCGACAAAUGGAGAAGACCGGUUACGAGCAUAUUUUUCAGUUCAAGAGCCGUUGGCAGUUCAGAAUUCGAGUCGCGACAACAGGAUCAGGCACCUGUCACGACUGCCCUCGCACGAAUGGUUCUUCCGGUUUAUGUCAUUCCUCUUUGAAUACGCCCACAGAAGAAAUACACCUGUAUAUUUAUAUGUAUAUAUGCGUAGAGUGAAAUGGACAG